AUGGCUGAACCCGAGGAUGGAGAUGAUCUUUUUGCUGAUCUGUAUGACGCCGAUGAAUCUACCAACCGAACUACUGCAGCAGUAGAGGCACCGAAGCCUGAUCUAGGCGUGUCAAGCCUGGCACCUGGCGGAGAUUCCCCGAAACAGGAAACCGCAAUUGAUCCUGUUGGUCAAUACGAGUCGCAUCCAGCUACCCAGACUUCGGACUUUGGUCAGGGCUACAACAAUGGCUCUGGAAACGCGUAUGGUGCCCCUGCCCUUACUCAGGCACCCCCUCCUGCUGAGACAGAGUCUCACGGAACGGGAAUCAAGGAAGAUGGAAAAAUGUUCAUUGGUGGUCUGAACUGGGAAACUACAGACGAGUCCCUUCGUGACUAUUUCUCUCAGUUCGGUGAGGUUCAGGAAUGUACCGUGAUGCGGGACAGUGCCACUGGCCGCUCCCGUGGCUUUGGCUUCUUAACCUUCCGUGACCCUAAGACUGUGAAUACCGUUAUGGUCAAGGAGCACUAUCUCGAUGGAAAGAUUAUUGAUCCCAAGCGUGCUAUUCCCCGUGAUGAACAGGAGAAAACUUCUAAGAUCUUUGUUGGUGGUGUUAGUCAAGAGGCUACUGAGCAGGACUUCAAGCAGUUUUUCGUGCAGUUUGGCCGUGUUGUUGAUGCUACUCUUAUGAUGGACAAGGAUACUGGGCGUCCCCGUGGAUUUGGCUUUGUCACUUUUGAUGGUGAUGCUGCUGUUGAGAAAGCUCUAUCUCGUCCUCUGGAGAUUCUAGGCAAGCCAAUUGAGGUUAAGAAAGCACAGCCCCGUGGUAACCUGCGAGACAACAACGAUCAACGUGGAGGUCAUCGUACUGGAGGAUAUCGCGACCAGAACCAGCAUGAUGGAGGUCAGCAGCAAGCCGCCCAGCAGGGACAGGGUAGUUCCAUGACUCCCCAGAUGAUGGCCCAGUAUUGGCAGCGCAUGCAACAGUACUUCGCGAUGAUGCAGCAGUCCAUGGCCGCAGGCCAAGUGAUGCCUGGCAUGAACAUGAACGCCAUGAACCCUGCCAUGAUGGCUCAGAUGCAGCAGAUGCAGCAAAUGCAAAUGCGUCAGCAGCAGCAACAGCAACAACAGAUGGGCAAUCAGCCGCAAGGUGCCAUGAGCCCUAACCCGCAGAGCCCCGGCUCCCAGCAGGCCAUGCCUAACAUGAUGAACCCCGCUAUGAUGCAGCCUAACCAAGCCGGCACUGUCCCCAGUGGUGCUCCCAGCGACAACGCCAGCCCUGGCCCCAACGCUGCUUCUCUUGCCGCUAACUACAACAACGGAACCGCAAACGCAGCCCGGGCUCAGACUGGACCUGCUUACAACGCCACUGAGCAGAUUGCCUUUGAGCAGCAGAAGUACGAGCAGCAGCAGGUUCGCCGCUCCAUGGACCCUCGCGGGUUCAGCCCUUAUCAACAGCAAGGUGGCCCGACUUCAUGGGAGGGCAUGUAUGACGAAGUUCCGCAGCCUCACGUUCCCACUGGACCAGCAGGUAUGAGACGUGUUGGAAGUUCGGGUAGUGGAACCACCCCCCAACCUCAGAGCGCUGCUCCUGCUAAUGCCCCCACCGGACCACGCAACGCCGGCAAGCCUGGUGCGAACUACCGUGGCGGCGGCCGAGGUGGACACCGUGGCUAUCACCCCUACCAGCGCUAA
Penicillium paradoxum is the source of this 1674-nucleotide messenger RNA. RefSeq lists its product as uncharacterized. NCBI's taxonomy places the organism in Eukaryota, Fungi, Ascomycota, Eurotiomycetes, Eurotiales, Aspergillaceae. Gene Ontology annotation, molecular function: RNA binding. The record is from RefSeq and is a predicted model, not a curated record. The transcript is spliced from 6 exons. Bases 1 to 1674 code for a protein of 557 amino acids.